AUGUCGCAGACCGUGAACUUGGACAGAGCUGAGAUCGCACAGGCCGAGGCGGCCGUGCAUGGCCUCGAGCCUGGCCCGCCUAAGGGCCAGGUUGACGAGCUCAAGCCCGAGAAGGCCAGCAUGGAUGUCAUCAACGUCCCAGACAGCUCCCACGGCGACCUGCUGGACGACGACGACGUCAACUACCCGAAGCCCACCGAGGAGGAGCUGCACACGCUUCGCAGGGUCUCUGGUCACAUCAACUGGGCAGCCUACUCGGUCGCCAUUUGUGAGCUGGGGGAGCGUUUCUCCUACUACGGCUCCAGCAUUCUUUACACCAACUUUGUUGUCCACAGUCUUCCCCCGGGCUCCAACACCGGUGCAGGCUUCGGUAAGGGAGGCCAGUCCGGCGCCCUGGGACUCGGCUCCAAGGCUGGUCAGGGUAUCUCACUCACAAACCAGUUCUUUGCCUACCUGGUUCCUCUGUUUGGUGGCUGGCUCGCCGACGCCAAACUGGGGCGGUACAAGGUCCUCCACAUCGCCAUCUGUGUCUCCAUGACUGCUCACGUUAUCCUCGUGGCCGCUUCAGCUCCCUCCGUCAUCACCCACCCAAACAACGCUCUUGGCGCCUUCGUCAUUGGUAUGCUUGUUCUGUGCAUCGGUACCGGCCUCUUCAAAGCCAACGUGGCACCGCUGCUGGCUGAGCAGAACCACGACCGUCGCAUGUACGUCAACACGCUGAAGUCUGGCGAGCGAGUCAUUGUCGAUCCCGCCGUCACCAACACCCGUAUCUUCCUCUACUACUACAUGGCCAUCAACCUCGGCUCCUUGUCCGGCCAGAUUUCCAUGGUCUACGUCGAGCUGUACGUCGGCUUCUGGCUGGCCUUCCUGCUCCCCACCGCCAUCUUCGCCAUCUGCCCCAUCGUCUUGUUCCUGAUGAAGAAGAAGUACACCCUGAGCCCUCCCACCGGUUCCGUUCUGGGCAAGUUCUUCAAGAUGUUCGGCAUGGCCAUGAGGGGGAAUUGGGCCAAGAUAUUCAACCCGGCCAGCUUCAAGCGCAGCUUCACCUGGGAUUCCGUCCGCCCGUCCAACGUUCCUGUCGACCAGCGGCCGAAAUGGAUGACCUAUGAUGACGAGUGGGUGGACGAGGUCCGACGUGGUCUCAAGGCCUGCAAGGUCUUCCUCUUCCUGCCAAUCUUCUUCUUGGCCUACAACCAGAUGACCAACAACCUCACCACACAAGCCUCAACCAUGCAGCUGAACGGCGCGCCCAACGACCUGAUCCAGAACCUCAACCCCAUCUCCAUCGUCAUCAUGAUCCCCAUCCUGGACCGUUUCGUGUACCCAGGCCUCCGCAAGAUCGGCAUCAACUUCACCCCGCUGAAGCGCAUGGCCUUCGGCUUCGCCUUCUCCGCCGCGUCCAUGGUCGCCGCCGCCGUGAUGCAGUACUACAUCUACAAGAUGUCCCCCUGCGGCGAGUACACCACCGACCAGGAGUGCGUCGCGCCCAUCAACGUCUGGGCCCAGUGCCUCCCCUACGUCCUCGUGGGCCUCUCCGAGAUCUUCACAAACACCACCUCGUACGAGUACGCCUUCUCCAAGGCGCCCGACAACAUGAAGAGCGUCGUCAUGAGCGUCAACCUCGCCAUGUCCGCCAUCUCCUCCGCCCUCGGCCAGGCCUGGACCCCGCUCGCCGGCGACCCCCACUGGGUCUGGAACUACGGCUCCGUCGCCAUCAUCGCCGCCGCGGGCGGAGUGGGAUUCUGGCUCUGCUUCAAGGACCUCGACAAGGAGGAGGACAAGUGGAACAACCUCAAGAAGUCCGAGUACAAGGGCACCCAGCAGCCGAAUGCGGGCCACACGGCUGCUGACAAGUCGCUGGAGCCGGAGCCGGUGAGCGAGGUUCCCAGCGAGAAGAUCUAA
Molecule: messenger RNA, 1902 nt
Organism: Diaporthe citri
Lineage: Eukaryota; Fungi; Ascomycota; Sordariomycetes; Diaporthales; Diaporthaceae
Exons: 3
Coding region: 1-1902 (633 amino acids)
Biological process (GO): transmembrane transport; oligopeptide transport
Cellular component (GO): membrane
Molecular function (GO): dipeptide transmembrane transporter activity
Source: RefSeq, a predicted model, not a curated record